This is a messenger RNA of Solea senegalensis (Senegalese sole), 3918 nucleotides long. It is a transcript of the gene nucks1a, whose product is annotated as nuclear casein kinase and cyclin-dependent kinase substrate 1a. Gene Ontology annotation, biological process: interstrand cross-link repair; double-strand break repair via homologous recombination. The transcript has 8 exons. NCBI's taxonomy places the organism in Eukaryota, Metazoa, Chordata, Actinopteri, Pleuronectiformes, Soleidae. Gene Ontology annotation, molecular function: single-stranded DNA binding; double-stranded DNA binding. The record is from RefSeq and is a predicted model, not a curated record. Gene Ontology annotation, cellular component: cytoplasm. The coding region runs from base 280 to 1194 and encodes 304 amino acids.
ACCCGCCCCUCUAAGCCGUGGGUUUGGUUGCACACAGGCUGCAGUUUCAGUUUGUUUUAUUCACCAUUUUGAGUAGCUGAAGGGAAAAAAUUUAAGAAUAUUUGCGUUUGGAGGACAAGUCGCUGUCGUCUUUUUAUUUUCACGCGCUAGUUCGGACGGUGGAGUUGUGCACCAGGCUCGCUCCCCUCGGUGUUUUGCAGAGCGGGAACCGAUAUUUCUUCCCCCCCUGUGCUUUUUUUUUCUUCCCCCCAUCCUUAACCUCUACAGUAUUCCUGCAAAAUGUCAAGACCAGUGAGGAACAGGAAAGUGGUGAACUACUCACAAUUCAACGAGUCGGAUGAUGCGGAUGAGGAGUAUGAUGACAGUAAGCCUAAGAAGGUGCGCGCAGCCCCUCGUGAGCCCAAGCACAAGCGUUCAAAGAACUCACAGGAUGACAGUGAGGACUCUGAUGACAAGCUCUCUAAACCCAAAAAUGAUUCAGCAGCGGAGGACUUUGGCAGUGAUGAAGACAAUGAAUUUGGAGAGGAAGAAGAUGAAGAUGGAGGAAGUGACUAUGAAGAAAAAAAAGGGAAAAAGGGAAAGAAAGCCAAGGUUGAGAAGCCCAGCAAGAGAGGGCCAAAGAGAAAACGGGCUGCAGAAGACAGUGAUGAUGAGCGGGAAGUGAGUCGAAAGCGUACAGUGCGUCAGGCGGCUUCCAAGGCUGUGUCCAAACAGAGGGAGAUCUUGCUGGGCGACGGAGGCAGCGAGGACGAGGAGCACGAAGACCAAGAGGAGCCCUACCUGGACCCUGAUGAGUCUGGCAGUGAUGAGGACUUCAUGGUGGAGGAUGAUGAUGACAGUGACUAUGGUCACUCCAAGAAGAGAAGCAAGAAGGUGAUUCGACGGGGACGGCCGGACAAGAAAGAGAAGAAAAGCCCCAAACCCCGAUUAAAGGCCACAGUGACACCCAGCCCGAUGAAAGGAAAAGGGAAGGGCCGUCCCAGCACCAAGGCCGUGGAGAAGAGCUCACCCAAAGAGGAGGAGGAGGAGGAGGAGCCCGAGAGUCCCCUGGAGGAGGAAGAGGAGGAGGCCGAGAAGAAAGAGACCUCCCCUGCCCCCAAAACGACAAAGGAGGCUGCCGGAGGAGAUGAAGAGGAGGAAGACGAAGAGGAGGAGGAUGGCUCAGAAGAGGAGGCACCCUCUGGAGAAGACUAGAAGAUGGUACAUGUUUGAAGCCCAUCCUCCAUGUCUCUCUCUCUCUCUCUCUCUCUCUCUCUCUCUCUCUCUCUUCUCUCCUUCUCUUCUCUAUGUUUUGUUUUGGUUUUUUGUUAUUGUUUUCCUCCUGGUGGCCUGGCUCAAUGGUUUGGACUUGGUGGGCUUUUUCUUGUUUGCCCCCCCCCUUACCCCCCAACUCGGACAUUGUGCUCAUGUGAUCAUUUAAGAGGAGCUUUACUGUCGACAUUCAGCCCCACCCUCCUUUUUUUCCGCAUUUCAGUGUAAAUCUGAGUUUUUAUUUUGCCCUUCCAAGAGCUGCAUCCUUGUUAGCAUCCGUCCUGAGUAUGAACUUGCAAGUUCACCAGUGUGGGUUUGUUUUUUCUUCUUUUUUUCCCCCUUUUACAUGGAUCAUCAGUGAUCUGGCAUGACUGGCCACACUACUUUUUCCUUCUUGACUUUUCAGAAUACUGGGAGUAUUUUUCAGAGCUCCUCAUUGUCAACAACUAAAGCGCUGUAUUUACAAAGCCAACACACACGGGGCUGAAGCUUUUCCUCUCUCUUCUCUGGUACUUGUGCUUUUAAACCAGGAGAAUGUUUUAACAGGACGACUUCAGUUAUUAUUUUUGUUAGCCUUUUUCUUUUUUUUUCUUUUUUUUUUUAAACAAAAAAAAAACAAAAGAAAAAAAAAACUUUUAAAGCUGUUCUUUCAGUCACAGCAGCAAUUUUUGAUUUUAUCUAAAUAUCACCCGCCUCUUUCAGAUGAUUCCAUGCCGUGAACUCUUGUGUGGCUGCUGUGUGGGGAAGUGAAGCGCAUUAUUUUGAUAAGUAUUCCACUUGUAGCGGCUGCUUGUUAGAUCAAACAGCCUGAGGUGUGUUAGUGUCAGAGUGGUGGGUCGCUGCUGCCACUAUCACACCAUAUCAUGCUAACAACACGUGUGUGUGUUCUUUAUAUGUACUUGUUUAACUCUGUAUGCCUGUGGGUUACUUCCUGUAAGAGGGUGUGGCUUUGCUCCUCUCUCAGUCCAUUGGCUGCCUCUGUGAAACGGUUUUUGUUGUUAUAUGUUAGGCUUUCUAAUCAUGCACCAUGCUGCGUGAAGCAACCCACACCUUCUCACCACACACUAACCUCCCCCUCCCUGCAUGGCUCCAGCAUCCUCUCAUUCAACCUGUUGUGCCAGGCAACCCCAUAUCUUUUUUUUUUUUUAAUGCAAGAAGAGAUGUUCCCUUUUUUCAUUUACCUUUUGAGAGUUAAAAAAUGAAUGUUGUUUUUUUUGCUCCUGUUGGUUCAUUGUUCUAAUUCUCUAUUCAGAUUUUUUUUGUAAUGUUUGUUUUUUAAGAAAAGAAAUAAAAUGUAUCUUGAUUUUAAAGAAAAAAGUCGACCCUAUCCAAUCUGUUCCGUGUGAUGGUUGGACCAGCCAUCCCUUCCUGAUUGCUCCUCCCUUGAAUCCUUUCUUUCUCUGUCCCCUCUCUUCAUCAGCUUAAUGGUUACUGUUGGUAUCCAUGUCAAUUUGUUUAUUCCAACUCUUUGUUGCUCACAUUAGUGUUUCACAAGCUGAUACAUUUUUAAAUGCAGACUUGUACAGCACUGAGGUUCAGGAAGGUGAUGAAAAUGAUGAAGUGGGCAGCUCGCUAUGAAUCUGGUGUUCAUUUGUCUAUUAAUGCCUUAAUUUUAAUUGAGUUAAGUUUUUCAGUAGUGGCUCUGAUAUCACUGGAGGCCUGAGAAUGUAAUUUGUCCUCAUGUUUUAGGUCUUUGCUACAAACAACAAACUGGGCUCGGAACAACAAUUUGUACGAUCAGCAGACCAUCCAAAGCCAUAAAUGAUCUCAAAACUAGUGAUUCAGAGAUCAGGUGCAGCACUUGUGAGACUUUUUUGCGACAAGUAGUGUAUGAUGUCAAAGCAAAAACAAAAGUGGGGAGAAAAAAGUUGCUAUUAUGGUCUUGUUUAUUUGGUGUUUGUCAGGAGAAAUUCUGAUUGGUCCCCGAGAUUGAAACAGUAAUCUGCAGUCCUGGAUGAGUACAGGACUCAUUUGAACCUGGUCCCUGGUUCAGAAGCACAUUUGAUUGUUCUUUAACUGUCAUUCGCUCGUAAUUGUUUUUUUUUUAUAUAUAUAUUUAUAUAUAUAUAUAUAUAUAUAUAUAUAUAUAUAUAUAUAUAUAUAUAUAUUCAGGUCCCAAAUUGGCACCCGGUCCUUAAUGUCAGUUUGAGACAAUUGGAUACAUAAGACAAAAAAACAGGGGGGAGAAAAAGAAAAUGUGUUUAUACUAAUGUGAAGCUCUGAGAGCUCUGCAGUAGGAUCAGAUAGUGUCUUGUAGUUCACAGCACUGAGGGCUUCGAAUGACGGCCCUUGCCAUCAUCCCACAGGAGGCACAUGGCAUAAGGCUAUGAAUUUCUCCUAUGUCAUCCAUUUUACAAUUUCCUCUGUUUAAAUGUUUUUGGAUGUUUCAUUUUUCUAUCUUGCUUCAGUUAUACUGGCAAUGUAAAAAUGUAAGCCAAGUUGUGAUUCUUACUGAAGACCAAGUGGAGAAGCUUUUUUUGUCAGUGGUGUGGAAAAAGGAACGCUGAACUCUUGAAUCUUUUGCAUGUUGUGGAAAAAGUGCGAAGCAAUGAUGAUACUGGUGAUUGCAAUGGCAAUAUUGUGGUCUUACAAAAAAAAAGUAUUAAUAACGAUGAUGUUGAUACUGUUUUGGUUUCCCAGCUUCUAAUAAAGGCAACCUACUUUUUA